Molecule: messenger RNA, 5835 nt
Organism: Neoarius graeffei (lesser salmon catfish)
Lineage: Eukaryota; Metazoa; Chordata; Actinopteri; Siluriformes; Ariidae
Product: myosin-16-like
Exons: 41
Coding region: 1-5835 (1944 amino acids)
Cellular component (GO): myosin complex
Molecular function (GO): actin filament binding; cytoskeletal motor activity; ATP binding
Source: RefSeq, a predicted model, not a curated record
AUGCCAGGUGCCUACAAAGGUGAGUGUGGAGAUGAUGUGGACCCCAUGCCGUUCCUGGCACCCUCAGAAAAAGAAAAGUUGGAGGUCAUGAACAAGUCCUAUGACAUUAAGAAGUCAUGCUGGCUGAGAGACGAUAAGGAAAGUUUCAUCGCGGGGGAGAUUCAGGCCGAGGACAAUGACAAAGUCACUGUGAAGACGGCUAAAAACGCAACACUCACUGUAAGGAAAGAUGAUAUACAACAAAUGAAUCCACCAAAGUUUUAUCAGGCUAGCGAUAUGGCUAAUCUGACCUUCCUGAAUGAAGCCAGUGUGUUGGACAACCUUCGUUCACGUUACACCCAUAUGAGAAUCUAUACCUACUCUGGGCUCUUCUGUGUAACUGUGAACCCGUACAAAUGGCUUCCAAUUUAUGGAGCAAAAGUUGCUCAGAUGUAUAAAGGGAAAAAACGCAGUGAAGUUCCUCCUCACCUUUUCUCCAUCUCUGACAAUGCAUAUCAUGACAUGAUGAUGGAGCAAGAAAACCAGUCUUUGCUUAUCACUGGAGAAUCUGGAGCUGGCAAGACUGAGAACACCAAAAAGGUCAUCCAGUACUUCGCCAACGUGGGUGCCACUGGAGGGAAGCCGGCUCCAGAUUCCAAGGGCUCCCUGGAGGAUCAAAUCAUCCAGGCUAACCCAGUCUUGGAGGCUUUUGGCAAUGCCAAAACCAUUAGGAACAACAAUUCAUCUCGUUUUGGUAAAUUUAUCCGUAUUCACUUUGGACCAACAGCUAAGCUGGCUGGUGCAGACAUUGAGAGCUAUCUUCUGGAGAAAUCCCGUGUCAUCUCUCAGCAAGCAGCGGAACGCAGCUAUCACAUCUUUUACCAGCUUCUCUCAGGGAGGAAACCAGAACUGCUGGAGGAUCUCCUUUUGGCACCUGAUCCAAAGCAAUAUGUUUGGAUCUGCCAAGGAGUCACGGUGGUGGAUAACAUGGACGAUGGUGAAGAACUGAUGCUGACUGAUAUGGCAUUUGAUGUUCUCGGCUUUACUGCUGAGGAGAAAAUGAGCAUCUACAAACUAACUGCGGGCAUAAUGCACUUCGGGAACAUGAAAUUCAAGCAAAAACCAAGAGAGGAACAGGCUGAUGUUGACACCACUGAGGUGGCUGACAAAGUUGCCCACCUCAUGGCAAUCAACUCUGGAGACCUGCAGAAAGGAAUCACCAGGCCUCGUGUUAAAGUUGGAAAUGAGUUUGUGACCAAAGGUCAGAACCAGGACCAGUGUGUCUACUCCAUUGGAGCUCUGGCUAAAGCCAUCUAUGACAGAAUGUUCAAAUGGAUGGUGUACAGGAUUAAUAAAACGCUGGACACCAAGAUGCAGCGCCAGUUUUUCAUCGGCGUUCUAGAUAUUGCUGGCUUUGAAAUCUUUGAGUUUAACAGCUUUGAACAGCUGUGCAUCAACUUCACAAAUGAAAAGCUGCAACAGUUUUUCAACCACCACAUGUUCGUCCUGGAACAGGAGGAAUACAAGAAAGAGGGGAUAGAAUGGGUCUUUAUAGAUUUUGGGCUUGAUCUGCAGGCCUGUAUUGAUUUGCUGGAGAAGCCGAUGGGCAUAUUUUCCAUUCUCGAGGAGCAAUGCGUCUUCCCCAAGGCCACAGAUGCCACUUUCAAAGCUUCCUUGUAUGACAAUCAUCUGGGCAAAUCUCCUAACUUCCUGAAGCCGAAAAGUGCUAAGAAAGGUCCAGAAACACACUUUGAGCUGAUUCAUUACGCCGGCACUGUGGGAUACAAUAUUUCAGGCUGGCUGGAAAAGAAUAAGGACCCACUGAAUGAGACAGUGGUUGGUCUAUACCAGAAGUCCUCCAUGUCCCUCCUAGCUCAACUCUUUAAAGAAGAGGAAGGUGCUGCAGGAGCCAAAAGGCAGAAAAAGGGUUCUUCCUUCCUGACUGUAUCUGCAUUCUAUAGGGAGCAGCUGAACAAACUGAUGAGUACCCUGCGAAGCACGGCACCCCAUUUUGUCCGCUGUAUUGUACCCAACGAAUUCAAACAAUCUGGUGUUUGCGAUGCAAAGUUAGUCCUGCACCAGCUGGCUUGUAACGGUGUACUGGAGGGAAUCCGCAUUUGCAGAAAAGGCUUUCCCAAUAGACUGCAGUACCCUGAAUUUAAGCAAAGGUAUUACAUCCUGAACCCCAACAUCAUCCCAAAGGGAUUUGUGGACAACAAAAAGGCCUCCGAGUUGAUUUUAGGUUCAAUUGGUUUGGAUAAUACAGAGUAUAAAGUAGGACACACUAAGGUGUUCUUCCGUGCUGGAGUCCUGGCUAAGCUCGAGGACAUGCGAGAUGAACGUUUGGCUAAGAUCAUGACCAUGCUGCAGGCCCAUCUCUGGGGCAUGCUUAUGAGAAUUGAGUUUAAGAAGAUGCUUGAGAGAAGAAUUGCUCUUAUUGCCAUCCAGCGAAAUGUAAGGAAGUUCCUUCAGCUCCGAUUCUGGGGUUGGUGGAGACUCUAUACAAAGGUUAAGCCUUUGCUCCAUGUAGCUCGCCAGGAGGAGGAAUUAAAAGCCAAGGAGGAAGAGUUGCGAGUGGCACUUGAAAAGACAGCAGAAAUGGUGGAGAAGAUCAAAGAGAUGGAUGAAAAACUAGUCACUCUUUCCAAAGAAAAAAGUGACUUGGCCUUAGCCUUAGUGGCUGAACAAGACACCAUAGCAGAUGCCGAGGAGCGCUGUAACCAGCUGAUGAAACAGAAGAUGAACAUGGAGGAACAGAUACAGGAUUUCAAAGAGAGGCUGGAGGAGGAGGAGAGUGCUGCUACAGCAUUGAGUGCUCACAGGCGGAAGCUGGAGGCAGAGCUGAUGGACCUGAAGAGAGAUCUGGAAGGCUUGGAAUCGACUCUGGCAAAGUCAGAGAAAGAAAAACAGGGCCUGGAUAUCAAAGUGCGCUCUCUGACAGCAGAUCUAAAUCAAAAAGAUGACACAAUUGCUCGGUUUCAAAAAGAAAGAAAGGCCGUGGAGGAAAUGCAACAGAAAACUCUGGAUGACCUUCAAGCAGAGGAAGAUAAAGUAAACCACCUCACCAAAGCCAACAGCAAGCUCACCACUCAAGUGCACGAGCUGGAAGAUAACUGGGAACAAGAGAAGAAAAUACGUGGAGAGGUGGAAAAAGCCAGACGCAAAGCGGAGGCUGACUUAAAGAUGACCAUUGACAAUCUCAACGAAAUGGAAAGAGUUAAAAUCGAUCUGGAGGAAGUUGUUAAAAAGAGGGACUUGGAAAUUAAUCAUGUUAAUGCCAAACUAGAGGAUGAGCAAUCUCUCAGCUCCACUCUGCACAGGAAGCUCAAAGAGCACCAGGCUCGCAUUGAGGAGCUUGAGGAAGAACUGGAGGCGGAGAGGGCAAUCAGAGCGAAGGUUGAGAAGCAGCGAGCAGAUUUGGCUCGGGAUCUGGAGGAUCUUGGAGACCGAUUAGAAGAAGCAGGGGGUGCCACUAUCGCACAGAUUGAGCAGAAUAAGAAACGUGAAGCCGAGCUCCUGAAGCUCCGCAGAGAGUUAGAGGAAGCAGCUCUCCAGUCCGAAGCCACUGCCUCGGCCCUGAGGAAGAAGCACUCGGACGCCAUGGCUGAGCUGGCUGAGCAAGUAGAGAAUCUACAGAGAGUCCGUAUCAAGCUUGAGAAGGACAAGCAGGUCAUGAAGGCGGAGAUUGAUGACCUAAACAGCACUGUAGAGUUAGUCCAGAAAGCCAAGCUGAACACAGAGGUCCAUGUCCGUAAGUUAGAGGACAGCUUGGCAGAGGUUAAGUCCAGACUGGUAGAGAUGGAGAAGUCCCAUACUGAGCUCAACAUCACCAAAAUCCAACUGUCAGCUGAGAACAGCGACUUGAGCCGUGAGCUGGGAGAGGUACAAAGUAAGCUGAACCAAGUCACACGGAUCAAGGCUUCACUGACGACCCAAAAUGAUGAGCUGAAGAGACAAGUGGACGAAGAGUCAAAGGCUCGGAGUGCAGCUUUCGUCGGACUGGCUAAUGCUCGCCAUGACCUGGAUCUCCUGAAAGAGCAGGUGGAGGAGGAACAAGAGGUUAAGGCAGAAAUGCAGCGCCUCAUCUCCAAGCUCAACUCUGAGGUGACCACCUGGAGGACCAAGUACGAGACUGAUGCCAUUCACAAAACUGAGGAGCUGGAGGAGACCAAGCGCAAGCUGACUGCUCGGCUUCAGGAGGCUGAGGAAGCUGCAGAGGCAGCGCAGGCACGUGCAGCGAGCCUGGAGAAGGUCAAGCAAAGGCUUCAGGGAGAAGUAGAGGAUCUGACUAUUGACCUGGAGAAGUCCAAUGCUGCUGCAGCUGCACUUGAUAAGAAGCAGCGCACCUUUGACAAGAUGAUUGCAGAAUGGAGCCAGAAGUGUGAAGAACUGCAACUCGAGCUGGAGAAUUCGCAAAAGGAAUGCCGCUCAUACAUGACAGAGGUCUACAAGAUCAAGACAGCCUAUGAGGAAUCACUGGACCACCUGGAGACUGUCAAGAAAGAUAACAAAACCCUCUCUGAUGAGAUCCGAGAUCUCAUGGAGCAGCUGGGUGAAGGUGGGAAGAAUGUCCAUGAGCUGCAGAAAGCUAAGAAGAAGUUGGAGGUUGAGAGGGAUGAGCUGCAGUUGGCCCUAGAGGAAGCAGAAGCCUCUCUGGAGGUUGAGGAAGGGAAGGUGGUCCGAGUCCAGCUGGAGUUGGCUCAGGUCAAAGCAGACAUUGAUCGGAGAAUUCAUGAGAAAGAAGAAGAGUUUGAAAUCACAAGGAAAAACCACCAGCGGGCAGUGGAAUCACUGCAAGCUAGCCUAGAGGCAGAGGCUAAAGGUCGUGCCGAGGCUUUGAGACUGAAGAAGAAAAUGGAGUCUGACCUGAACGAGAUGGAGAUCCAGCUGGACCAUGCCAACAAGAACAACAGCGAACUAGUCAAAACUCUCAAAAGACUGCAACAGCAGAUCAAAGAUAUGCAGAUGCAGAUGGAUGAGGAUGCACGUGUACAUGAGGAGCUGAGGGAGCAGUACAACCUGCAAGAGCGCCGACUCUGCUUAAUGCAGACCGAGAUAGAGGAAGUGCGCAGUGGCCUGGAGGCUUCUGAGCGUUCCAGAAAACUCCUCGAGCAGGAACUGGUGGAUAUCACUGAGCGCCACAAUGAGCUCAGUGUGCAGAACCAGGCUUUAAAUGUCAUGAAGCGUAAAAUGGAAGCAGACCUCACUCGCCUCUCCAGCGAGAACGAAGAGCUGAUCAGCGAGUUCCGUGCUGCUGAUGAAAGGGCCAAGAAGGCAGUCACAGAUGCAACUCGCAUGGCUGAGGAACUGCGUCAGGAGCAGGACCAUUGUAUGCAUCUGGAAAAGAUAAAGAAGAACAAUGAGCUGACGAUCAAAGAGCUGCAGCUCAAAGUGGAAGAAGCAGAGGAGCUUGCACUGAAGGCUGGCAAACGUACCAUCCAAAAGCUCGAGGCCAAGGCCAAGGAGCUGGAGAGUGAGCUGGACGCUGAGCAGAAGCGGCAUGUCGAGACAGUCAAAGCACUGCGUAAGAACGAGCGGCGCCUUAAAGAGCUAAUCUUCCAGUCAGAAGAAGACCAGAAGACUAACCAGCGCAUGCAGGAGCUUGUCGAGAAACUACAGAACAAACUGAAGUCUUACAAGAGGCAGAUAGAGGAGGCUGAGGAGCAAGCUAAUGCAAGCCUGUCCAAGUAUAGGAAGACCGUGCAUGAGCUUGAUGAUGCUGAGGAAAGAGCUGGCAUGGCAGAGAUGGCACUGAACAAGCUCCGCACCAGGAACCGUGCUGCAGUGAGCAAGGGCUUUACGAACGUCGAGAUCGUACAGGUCAUGAAAACAUCUAAGAGUUCCUCAGAGGAGUAA